This is a messenger RNA of Pararge aegeria (speckled wood butterfly), 664 nucleotides long. RefSeq lists its product as uncharacterized. The transcript has 4 exons. NCBI's taxonomy places the organism in Eukaryota, Metazoa, Arthropoda, Insecta, Lepidoptera, Nymphalidae. The record is from RefSeq and is a predicted model, not a curated record. Bases 33 to 536 code for a protein of 167 amino acids.
CUGGAUUUAAUUUCUAUAUUUUUUAAUCGCUUAUGUGUAUACAAUGGAAAUGCUGCGAAAUGGAGUCUAUAUACGGACGCAGUUUAAGGGAGGGCGUGAUUUUAGUCGGUAAAGCUUCUGUGGUGAUUUCAGCGGUGAUCCUGCUAGCCAGCGUCGUGUGCCUUACAACAAUAUAUAUAUCAGAUGUCCAGAUAAAUAUAUAUCCCGUAAUGGCCGUCAACUUGAUUCUUGGCUUAGUUGCGUCUGGCUUUUCUGUUUACAGCAUUAUAAUAUCUCUCUUAUUGCUCUGGAGAGUUAAGCAGAGUACAAAAGGCAAUAUUUUUAUUUGUUCAAUGUGGUACGUAUCCCAAAUGUCGAUGUUGGCAUUAUACUUACUGCUUUUCGUCGCUAAGUUGACUGUAUGCAUCGCCAGAAAACAUUAUUUUACUGCUGCAUUCACUGUUAUAAUCGGAAUUUUAUAUGAAGGUGUAAUGAACUAUUUUGCGAUUGUGGUCAACAGUUACUUGCAUUCUUUACAUCAAGAAAGAUACCUGUAGUUAUACUGAGCAAAUCAUUUCAAGUUUAAAGGGUCGCUGGCUGUAUGGUGAUAUACCUUUGCCCUUUCCUUAUGGGAAAGACUGAAAAAAAAAAUGUGAAGCAUCGUUUUAGCCAAUAAUUGUUUUAA